AGAUGCCUCGUCUGAUUUGUUAUUGAGGCUGUGUGAUGAUUUCCUCUCGUCUUUCUAAUAAGGUAACAGUGUGUGUGAUUGGUGACUGUCUCUCUCUCUCUGUCUGUCUCUCUGUCUCUCUCUCUGUAGGGGGCUGAGUGAGGGGACACACUUCUCUCAGUCUCUCUGGGCGAGUGGAGGUGAACACAUCGUGUACAGCGAGGAGGGAGAUGGAAAUCUGUCUGACUUUUAUUCUUCUCUCAUCCACACUCACACUCACAGCAGCUGACAGUGUGAGGUUGGUGAAUGGAAGUCGCUGUGCUGGGAGAGUGGAGGUUCUUCAUGAUGGACAGUGGGGAACAGUGUGUGGUGAUUACUGGGAUAUGAGAGAAGGUGCGGUUGUGUGUAGAGAGCUGCGCUGUGGGGAGCCUGUAAAUGUUCGGUAUAAUGCUCACUUUGGACGGGGAUCAGGAACAAUCUGGAUGGAUGAUGUGGACUGUAGUGGAUCUGAGUUGACACUGAAGAACUGUAGCUCAGCAGAGUGGGGGGAUAAUGACUGUGGUCAUGAAGAAGAUGCUGGAGUCACCUGCUCAGGUAAUAUAUGGAAUGAAGCUGAGAAUUAUGAUGACACCCUUACAGCUGAUCAGAAGACAGUUAUACUGACAGACAGUGUGAGGUUGGUGAAUGGUGGAAGUCGCUGUGCUGGGAGAGUGGAGGUUCUUCAUGAUGGACGGUGGGGAACAGUGUGUAGUUCUGCCUGGGAUAUGAAAGAUGCUGCAGUGGUGUGUAGAGAGCUGCGCUGUGGGGAGCCUGUAGAGGUGCAGUAUGAUGCUCACUUUGGAGAAGGAUCAGAAGAAAUCUGGAUACAUGAUUUGUACUGUAGAGGAUAUGAGUCAACACUGAACAACUGUAGCUCACAACGGGGACAUUACUGUGAUCAUAUUCAUAAUGCUGGAGUCAUCUGCUCAGGUGAAAAUCUGAGACUCACUGCUGGUCCUCACCGGUGUUCUGGGAGGGUGGAGGUGUUUCAUGGAGGUUCCUGGUCCACGGUGUGUGAUGCUGACUUUGACCAGCAGGAUGCAGAGGUUGUGUGUCGAGAGCUGGGCUGUGGGAUUCCUGUGGAGGUGCUGGGAUCAGCUGCUUUUGGCCAAGGGGAGGGUCAGGUGUGGACAGAGGAGCUUCAGUGUAGAGGCAACGAAUCUGAGAUUUACAUCUGUCCAACAUCAUCUUCACUCAAACACUCAACCUGCUCCCAUUACAAUGAUGUGGGAUUAAAAUGUUCUGGUCACAGAACGUCGAGACUCACUGCUGGGCUUCACAAGUGCUCUGGGAGAGUGGAGGUGUUUCAUGGAGGUUCCUGGUCCACAGUGUGUGAUGCUGACUUUGACCAGCAGGAUGCAGAGGUUGUGUGUCGAGAGCUGAGCUGUGGGAUUCCUGUGGAGGUGCUGGGAUCAGCUGCUUUUGGCCGAGGGGAGGGUCAGGUGUGGACAGAGGAGCUUCAAUGUAGAGGCAACGAAUCUGAGAUUUACAUCUGUCCAACAUCAUCUUCACUCAAACACUCAAGCUGCUCCCAUUACAACGAUGUGGGAUUAAUAUGUUCUGGUGAAGUAUCAUGAUUUAACUUCUGUUUAAAUAGAGAACACAUACCUGUCAAUCAAACUUUAAGCUGCCUUUGUUAAUUUUCCUCUUUCACUGAGCUCUCGGCUGUUUGUUCAGGUCACACAGGGGCGCGGCUGGUGAACGGACCGGACUCCUGUUCUGGUCGAGUGGAGCUCCAGUACCUCAGUGACUGGGGCACAGUUUGUGCUGUAGGCUGGGAUAUGAGAGCUGCAGAUGUUCUUUGUGCACAGCUGGAUUGUGGGAGUGCUGUGGCUGUGGUGGAGGUCGACUGGUUUGGGGAGGGGAGUGGCCACAUCUGGGCUGAUGUGUUUGAUUGUCAGGGGAAGGAGACACACCUAUCACAAUGUGGGAUCUCAUCAUGGAGUCGAGCUGCAUGCUCUCAUAAACACGAUGCUGGAGUCGUCUGUAAUGGAUCAUCCGUGGCGUUUCAUGAGGGGCGAGUGCGGUUGUCUGGAGGGAGCGAGUGUCAGGGGGAGGUGGAGAUUUAUUUCAGGCAGGACUGGAGGAGAGUUCUCCUGGACUCGUGGAGUCUGUCUGAGGCGUCUGUGCUCUGCAGACAGCUGGGCUGUGGCUCCGUGCUGAACUACCGCUCCUCUCCAUCCACCACUGAACACAAACACAUGUGUGUAACGGGUUUCAGCUGCUCUGGGAGUGAAGCUCAUCUGGGGAACUGCAGCAGUGCACAACCUGUCAACUGCAGCUCCGGGGAACAGCUGUACAUCACCUGCUCAGGUAAGCAGCACAACACCUACCAAUACCCCAGCUCCAUCAGACUGGUUGGUUCUGGGGGAGACUGUGCAGGAAGGCUGGAGGUUUUCCACAGCGGCUCGUGGGGGACAGUGUGUGAUGACUCGUGGGAUAUUGAGGAUGCGCAGGUGGUGUGCAGACAGCUGCAGUGUGGAGUGGCCCUCAGUACACACAUACCAGCCUGGUUUGGUCCUGGAACUGGGUCCAUAUGGCUGAAUGAGGUGGAGUGUGAGGGGAACGAGACGUCCCUGUGGAACUGCAGAUUUCAUCUGUGUGAAGAGGGUGAAUGUGGACACCAGGAGGACGUAGGAGUCGUAUGCUCAGGUACAGUGUAA
This is a messenger RNA of Ictalurus furcatus (blue catfish), 2681 nucleotides long. RefSeq names its product deleted in malignant brain tumors 1 protein. NCBI's taxonomy places the organism in Eukaryota, Metazoa, Chordata, Actinopteri, Siluriformes, Ictaluridae. The record is from RefSeq and is a predicted model, not a curated record. The transcript has 8 exons. Gene Ontology annotation, cellular component: membrane.